Prunus armeniaca (apricot) is the source of this 1164-nucleotide messenger RNA. The record is from the annotation of a GenBank genome assembly. NCBI's taxonomy places the organism in Eukaryota, Viridiplantae, Streptophyta, Magnoliopsida, Rosales, Rosaceae.
AUGGCUUUGUUGAGCCCGCGGUUGCAGAGGUUCCUCUUAACCAAAUACCAUGGAGACUCAUUGAAGACCACAGCCAACAAAAGCAGCCUUGUUAAUAUAAAAGCAAGAAGCCGAAGCUGCUCGGCCAUUGCCAUAGACGCGCCUGGUUCUUCGUUGACGGAUGUGGCGGGAAUUCGAUGGGGUUCGACCAGUUUGCAGGGUGCCCGAGAAGAGAUGGAAGACGGUGUCGUUGUGCGGUCCGAUGGCCUUGAUGGGUUUUCAUUUGCCGCCGUUUUUGAUGGUCAUGCCGGGUUCAACUCGGUCAAGUUCCUCAGGAAUGAGCUCUACAAAGAGUGUUGUGCGGCUUUGCAGGGUGGGCUGCUAUUGCGUGGAAAUGAUUUCAAGACCAUUAGAGAGGCAUUACAGGAGACUUUCGAAAAAGUGGAUGCAAAAUUGUUAAAUUGGCUUGAAAGGAAUGGAGAGGAAGAUGAAUCUGGCUCAACAGCUACCGUUAUUUUCGUUGAAAAUGAUACGCUGGUCAUUUCACAUGUUGGUGAUUCUUGCGUGGUUCAAUCUUGUUCUGGAAAAGCAGAGGUACUGACCCAUCCUCAUAGACCAUAUGGAAGCAACAAGGUCUCUCUUCAAGAAAUCAAAAGAAUCAGAGAAGCAGGUGGAUGGAUCGUCAAUGGAAGAAUCUGUGGAGACAUUGCUGUAUCUCGUGCUUUUGGUGACAUGCGGUUCAAGACAAAGAAAAACGAGAUGCUGAAGAAAGGAGUUGAACAAAGGAGAUGGACAGAAAAAUUUGCUUCUCGUAUACAAUUCAGUGGAGACCUUGUUACUGCAUCUCCAGACAUUUUUCAAGUGACUUUUGGGAAAGAUUCUGAAUUUGUACUGUUAGCAUCUGAUGGCUUAUGGGACUACAUAAACAGCUCAGAUGCAGUGGCUUUUGUAAGGAAUCAGCUUCGAAAACAUGGAGAUGUUCAGCUAGCUUGUGAUGCGCUUGCUCAAGCUGCUUUGGAUCAACGCUCGCAAGAUAAUAUCAGCAUUGUAAUUGCCGAUUUGGGCCGGACAGACUGGCAAGGUUUACCAUUUCAACAACAAAAUUUCGCAUAUGAAUUGGGGCAAGCUUUUGCUACAAUUGGGAUUGUGUCGCUUGGAAUUUGGAUGUCGACUUCUUUGCUUUAG